GGCGGCCUUCUCCCUGCCACGCCCACCCGCCUGCGACGGAGGUGGGAGGGGGGCGUCUCUUGCUCAAUGCAGGCUCUUGGCACGCGAACGGGUUUGCGCUUUUCGUUGCAUGAGAGGGAGGGGGGGAGAAAGGGGGGGUCGCAAGAACACAAUCCUCAUUCUUUCCCCUCCCCUUUUUUCCCUUGCAAGCAACAAAAGGUCUUGUCUCCGCUAUCCUCCGCUCCCUACUUGAGACGGGAGGAGGAGGUGGCAGGCGUGGGUAAAUAGAUCCCCCACCUCCGCCCAUUCUAUUCUAUACAGUUCGCGAUCCGUGAGCCGGAUCCCCACCCCGAUAAUAUCAAAAGAAGUGGGAGAGGGGCGGUGGUGGAGCGCUAGAUCAUCGGUUUCUCCCCAGAUUUCGAACCCGGCGAAGCAAUGCAAACCCCGUUCCUUUCAGGGCAGAAGAAGAGCCGCUCGAAGCGGGGAGCGCCCGGUCCUCCUUGAAAAAGGAUCGAUCGGGCACCUCUCCCUCCGAUCGGUAUCAAAUACGAAGGGGGGAAGAGGUCUUUCGCCUUUCCGAACUACCUCGACUCCCCCUCAGAAGAGAAAGGGAGCGGUUCGGGAACAGGGACGGCGCUAUCUUCCCGCGGAGAGGCGGAGGGACAAGAGAGCAUCUGUCCUCGGCGCUCCGGUCCUACCCCAAGGUGGGGCGAUAUAACCGGCGUUUUCCAGGGCUUGCCAAUCUUGCGGGAACAGAUGCAUGAAGUGUACCAGUGUUUGCUUACCAUGAACCGUUCCUGUGUAAAGCAAGAUAUAUAUAGGUUUUCCUGCCAUCCCGAUGCCGAAACCCUUAACAUGCUAAAAUUCAAGAUUGCCCAAAAGUGCUUGGAGGCAUUUGUGGUUUAACCCAGUCUUUUCCAAUGUGAGGUUUCCCAGAUGCAGUAGGAUUUCUCCUCACAGCAUUACCAACUUGUGGAAGCCGAACCUCAUCACAUCUGGAGGACAACAGAUUUUUACAGAAAUGUACAGAAAAAGAGGUAUAGCCCUUAAAACCUGGCUGUUCUGAGAGGCCUGGGGCUAAAGACUCGCUGCCCCACUUCGAAUGGAUUCAGAGCAGACUGAAUUCAUUGAAGACUGGAAAGGAAUUUAUUUGUACUGCUGAACUGAACACAUCCCUUUUCCAAUUAUUGUUUUUGGCUCAUAAGGGAAGAGAAAACAUUUUAGAAGAUAAAGAAGAUGCCCAGUGAAAGAGUUCAGAGUAACUGUGGGCCAGAAGCCCACAUUUCUGGGGAGAGCAAGAACAAGGGGCAGAGCUCUCCUUGCAAUUCCUUACAUAGAGCUGUGGCUACAGCUGUGACCUUCGAGGGAGAAGUCAGCACUGAAAAAAGAAAAAAGAGGAGGAAAGAGUCCAGGCCAGAAUCAAUCAUCGUUUAUCGGUCAGGGACGGAAAACAAGGUGGAAGAACAGGCAGAAGAGGAUGGGGGUGAGAAAACUUCCGAGGAAGGCUCCAAAUUUUUGGGACAUACUCUAGGAGAUGGUUCCUGGGCUAUACCUUUAGAUAGCAGGUAUGUUACUUUAACUGGAACCAUCACAAGGGGAAAGAAGAAAGGACAGAUGGUCGACAUCCAUGUUACACUCACCGACAAAGAGCUGCAAGAACUGGCUCGGUCAAAGGAGCUUCCAAAAACAGAAAUGCCUCAAACGAAGAAGGCUUGUGAAGUUGGGAUGGAUAAAGGCCCCCACAUUCUUCUCUGGAGCCUUGCCUGCCUCCCUAUUAUCUUCAUUAUGUCCUUUAUUGUUUCCUUUUACUAUGGGACCAUUACUUGGUACAAUGUCUUCUUGGUGUACAACGAAGAGAGGACCUUUUGGCACAAAAUCACCUUCUGCCCAUUUCUGAUUAUCUUCUAUCCUAUCUUCAUCAUGGUGGUUUCUUUCUCUCUGGGCGUUUAUACAGCAAUAACUCAAGUCUCCUGGGCCUUUGGAGAUUGGUGGCAUGCGGUGAGGGAUAUGGAGAAAGGAUUUUGUGGCUGGCUCUGUAGCAAGGUGGGCCUGGAAGAUUGCUCUCCAUAUAGCAUUGUCGAGUUGCUAGAUUCAGAUAAUGUCUCAGGGAGUCUGUCAGCCAAAGGUUCAACACAGGGUGAAGAGGUUUCGGCUGUCUGAGUGUUUGCAUUAGGAGAUUAUGAAUAUACACUAACUGAUUGUUUAAAGCAUGCACAGAAACUCUGAUGCCAACUCGAGUGUUUGGAAAUAAGACCACAUAUUGGUCAUUUCUGCAUAGUAUGUCAACAUGAAAUACUCAUUUCCAUUUCUGUGGAAGAUGAUCUUUUUUGUAUGAAGCAGGCAUGGCCUGUAGAAAGAUUCUAGCCCAGCUGAAUUUUCUAUGUCUUGCUAAUAUUGAAUAUGAUGUGCUUUGGAUACAGCCAUAGGCUCCAAGGAAGAGAUGCAUGUUUGAUGCCUAGAAAAUCUCUCUGCACAUCUAAAAAUUAAGAGCAAUUUUUAGCAAGGCUGGGUUGAAGACUUUUCUCUGGUCAGCUUGUUUCCUGGAUUUUUAUGAGAUCACAUAUUUAAUUCUAGGCUCCUGCCUAGAAUGAAACAAUUCCACCCAUUUUCUACUUGUCUGUAUGAACCAAGGGAAUCCUGAAAUAUCAGUAUGCUGGAGAAGAAUGUCCUAUUCCUUGUUAGAAUGAAUAUGGUUAAUUAGCUUAUGAGUUUAGCUAGUCUGAUCAAUUUCAGUUGGACAGUAUUAAGGAGGAUAAUAGAGCUGGGCUGCAGACAUUUGGCUAACCAUUGGAUUGUAAAAGGUUCCAGAAAAAUGUAUUUCUUUGCUGCCAUCUAGUGUUUUUCUGAAUUGUUAGCAGUCCAGAAGUUAUUGUGAUUGCUUCUGUGGGAAAAGAGUAGUACA
Messenger RNA from Thamnophis elegans (Western terrestrial garter snake), 2881 nucleotides. RefSeq names its product transmembrane protein 169 (gene TMEM169). The transcript is spliced from 6 exons. The record is from RefSeq and is a predicted model, not a curated record. Lineage: Eukaryota; Metazoa; Chordata; Lepidosauria; Squamata; Natricidae. Bases 1216 to 2139 code for a protein of 307 amino acids.